Molecule: messenger RNA, 2033 nt
Organism: Cajanus cajan (pigeon pea)
Lineage: Eukaryota; Viridiplantae; Streptophyta; Magnoliopsida; Fabales; Fabaceae
Product: putative serine/threonine-protein kinase At1g54610
Biological process (GO): protein phosphorylation; positive regulation of transcription elongation by RNA polymerase II
Cellular component (GO): cyclin-dependent protein kinase holoenzyme complex; nucleus
Molecular function (GO): RNA polymerase II CTD heptapeptide repeat kinase activity; ATP binding
Source: RefSeq, a predicted model, not a curated record
AGCUUCGAGUCGCCAUAUGGGAUGCAUUAACACCAAAUUGACUCCUCCUCGGAACCAAAACCACAACACAGAGAGAUUGAAACCAAACAAAGACCAUGCAAACACUGCUUCUCCACCCACUCACGUGGAAGUGAGAUUAGAAGAGGAUAUUAAUAAGAAAGUGUCGAGUGAGAAAGAAAAUAGAGAUAGUACUAGUAAGGUAGUAAAGGGUGUUCCUAGAAAUGAUGACAAAAGUGAAGUUGGAAAUGUUUCAGAGAGAUCUGAGGAGAAGAAGAAUAUUGCACGCAAUGAAUUUGUGGAGGGGUGGCCAAAAUGGCUCGUUGAUAAUAUUCCACCAAAUGUUUUGGCUACUUUGGUCCCCAAGAGUGCUGAUUCAUAUGAAAAACUCGGAAAGGUGGGACGAGGUACAUACAGUAAUGUAUACAAAGCCCGAGAUAAGGAUACUGGAAAGAUUGUUGCUUUGAAGAAGGUAAAGUUUGACACAUCGGAUCCUGAAAGCAUAAAGUUUAUGGCAAGAGAGAUCGUGAUACUGCAGACACUGGAUCAUCCCAAUGUCAUCAAACUGGAAGGACUAGCGACAUCAAGGAUGCAGUAUAGUCUUUAUCUUGUUUUUGAUCACAUGAAAUCUGAUCUUACAAGAAUCAUCUCUCGCCCUGGGGAGAAACUCACUGAACCACAGAUCAAGUGUUACAUGCAGCAGCUGCUUUUGGGGCUCCAUCAUUGUCAUGAGAGAGGAGUUAUGCAUAGGGAUAUUAAACCAUCAAACUUGCUAGUGGAUAAAAAAGGGGUGCUAAAAAUUGCAGAUUUUGGGCUGGCAAAUUCUUUUGCUAUUAAACCUGAAGGGCCUUUUACAAAUCGAGUGGUGACACUUUGGUAUAGAGCUCCUGAACUUCUAUUAGGUUCAACACAUUAUGGAUAUUCAAUUGAUCUAUGGAGUGCAGGAUGCUUGUUGGCUGAGAUGUUUCAUGGAAGACCAAUUAUGCCUGGGAGGACUGAGGUUGAACAGAUUCACAUGAUCUUCAAACUUUGUGGUUCACCUUCAGCGGAUUACUGGAUGAAAACGAAGCUAAUGACAAGCUUCCGUCCGCCACCACAUUAUAAAGCAAAUUAUGAAGAAAAUUUUAAGGACUUUCCUUCCUCUGCUUGUGCUCUCUUGACUACACUUCUUCAUCUGCACUCUGAUUCUCGUGGCACCGCUGCCUCUGCUCUUGAAAGUGAAUUUUUCAAAUCAAGUCCAUUAGCAUGCGACCCUUCAGCGUUGCCAGUAAUCUACAACGAUGAGGAUGAACGCUCACAAACAAAGAGACGCAAAAGGCGCAAGGGUCUGAAAAAUAAAGGGCAAGUAUUUCAAACAAGUGCAUCCAAUGUGAGCCACUCACGAAAGAACCAAACUGCAGAACAACGAUGGAGAGAUUCAGAAUCAUCAAAGGAGAAGAGGGUGUUACAAAACAUGAAAGGAGAAGAAACAAGGAAUAGUGGAAGUAGCAGCGCGUGGUCAUUCUUUAUGAACGAGAGGAGCAUGAGCAUGAAUGCAUCUUUAUCACCACUUUUUCUCUCUAGUGUGAGAAAAUCCCCCAGAACUGAGGGCCAUCCCAAUGCUCUUAAGAACAUAAAAAACUAUGCCCUCUUACAAGCCUCUAUAAUUGAUGUCAUCAAUCGCAAUGAAAGCAGUGAAAUUGGUCCCUUGCGUAAGUCCUUUUCUGCGUUGGAUUUUCGGCUUGAUCAAGAGAAGCUAUCAAGCUUCUACGGACCAAAUAACAAGUUGGGUAACGAAAUGUGAUUUUCUGUCUCUUCCUGUUCUAUAAUCCUUGGUAGUCUGAACAUUCAGAAAUAAAAUUUACUAAUUUACCGUAUAAUUUAUUAUAGACAAUAUUUUUAGAAUAAUAAGUAUAUUUUGAAAUAAUGUUUCCUCUUUAUCUCUCUAUUACACAUUCACACUAUCUAUCUUAAAUUUCUCUUCUUCCCACUUUUCUUUGUAUAAAGAAACUGUACAAAUAAUGUUGUACAGAUACAAUCAAUACAUAUAAAGCAUA